AAUCAAUAAAUAAACCUCAGUAAAACAUUUGUUCACUUUAACAGCCAGCCAACGCCGCAAUCUCGUCGGAAACAGAAAUAAACACAGCGAAAGCGGAGCAAUGAACUCGGUGGCGGCAAGGUGCGCGUGGAACGUGUUGAAACGGGCGAGUCAGGGGGUGGAGUCAGCGACGACGACACUGGGUCAUCGACAUGAGCAAUCGAGAGGGAUUCGGGUGAAGGUUAUGAACGGGAACCUGGAGUGGGCGCUGACGGUUAUGCAGAGGAAGAUGACGUCGAGUGGGAUCGAGCGGAUGAUAAAGCGGGAGCAAACCCACCACCUCAAGAACUCAGAGAAGCGCAUCUUGGCCCGCAAGAAUCUCGAACAGAAACUCCGAUCUCAAGACCUCGCUCGCAAGCUCAAGGCCGUCCUCCUCAAGAAAGUCAGAGGCCUGUGAGAAUGUCGUUCGAGCAGAUGCUGGAUUGGCAUUUACCAUUUUUUUGGUUCCAGAAUUUCACAGCUAAAUACAGCACUCUCUUUUCAUUUCCGCUGCGACUGUAGUUUUUAUAGACAAGUAAGUUUUUAUUGACGAGUAAUUUACUCAGAUUCUUCAAAGAUAUUAUUUGUCAUUCAAGCUCGAGUAUAAAUUUUCCUUGUCAUGCAAGAAGCCUUU
Messenger RNA from Malus domestica (apple), 652 nucleotides. RefSeq lists its product as uncharacterized. Lineage: Eukaryota; Viridiplantae; Streptophyta; Magnoliopsida; Rosales; Rosaceae. Gene Ontology annotation, biological process: translation. Gene Ontology annotation, molecular function: structural constituent of ribosome. Gene Ontology annotation, cellular component: ribosome. The record is from RefSeq and is a predicted model, not a curated record.